Molecule: messenger RNA, 1053 nt
Organism: Salvia hispanica
Lineage: Eukaryota; Viridiplantae; Streptophyta; Magnoliopsida; Lamiales; Lamiaceae
Source: RefSeq, a predicted model, not a curated record
GUGGCGAGACUGUCAUGAUAUGAAUCCGCUUCAUAUUGCUGCGAUAAAAGGGCACGUUGAGAUCAUGGAGCAUCUCCUUGAAGAGAGUCAUUUGCUUGCUAUGGAGGGGUUGCCUCGCAAAGAGACUGUGUUGCACUUGUGCGUGAAACACGGUCAACUUGGGGCGUUGAAGGUGUUGAUAGAUAGGCUGGGAGCUGAGCUUGUGGAUGCAGAUGAUGAGAAUGGAGAGACAAUAUUGCAUAUGGCUGUCAGGUCCAAUCAACUUGAGACUAUACAAUACCUUGUGGACAACAAGAAAAUAAAGAGGCGAACACGUAAUAUCAGAGGCCAUACACCACUGCAAGUCUUAAAUGAGAGCCCUCGCUACACAGCUACUAGGUAUUCGGAAGUUAGAAAAUUAUUAUUAAAACUGUUACGACCAUCACUUGACAAAAUAUUGCCCAAGUGGACCAACACGAUGAUGGUGGUGGUGAUCCUGAUAGCAACGAUGGCAUUCCAGAACUCCAUCAACCCACCUGGUGGCAUUUGGCAGGAAGAUACGUCAUCACACAAGGCCGGUGAUGCUGUGAUAGCACAUACUCAUCCACAUAUAUACAGAUAUUUGGUGCAUGCUAACACCGUAGCAUUCAUUUCAUCCUUCCUCGCAAUCUUACUCAUCACCACUGAAGCGCCAUCCGUAAACAUUUGCUUCUGGAGGAUGGCCGUGUAUGCUAUGGCGGUGUCGAUGAUGGCUAUCACAUUGAGUUACGCAGCAUCCACAAUGGUGACCGCUCCCAACAUAAAAAAUAAACCAAUUCACCUUAUCACCAUCAUAUUCAUCCUUGCGUGCCUUGUCGCCUUUGUACUCAUGUUUCUCUUUUUGCAUCUGCUAAGUCAUUACUUCAACUGGAAGGCAAAAAUACGGAGUCAGGAAGAUCUUACAACGGAUCCUCUAUACAAACGGAUCCUGUAUUGGAUUUACCAACAUUUCGAGACCCGAGAUGUUUGAGAUUCAAUCGUUGAACAUUUCUAAAUAUAGCAUUCCACAUGACGUGUGUGUCCAUGUUUUGUUCA